AUGACGAUGGAGCUUCCGCCGGACAUACUAUUCUACAAGAUAUUACCACGGCUGCCGGCGAAAUCUAUAGGCCGUUUCAGGACUGUUUCCAAGCAAUGGCACUCGGUACUACGGACGCCUUUGUUUGAGAAGUUACACCUCCAACACGCAACAAACGACCACCAUCAAAACCACCACAAACUUCUGAUAAUCCCUUACGACUCUCCAUGUGUUUUCAACACCAUCGACUGUGAAGCACCCGAGGAUGGAUUAACUCCCAGCCGCUUGUUGCCAUUUGAUUUCGAUCCAAGUUCUGAAAAGAUGAAGCUUCUAACAUCUUUUGAUGGACUGAUUUGCGUAGGCAUAGCCAAGCUUAGUUGUGGUGAUGAAUACUCUGAUCUGAUAUUAUGGAAUCCUUUAACAGGUGACUAUAAGAAGCUAUCUAAACCUGACAAUUCUCACAAAGCAUGCUACAAGCGUCGCAGAAAAGCAUUUGGUUUGUAUUACAGUGACGAUGACUACAAACUUCUAAGUGUAACCCGUGAUUCCGAUGCUUACAUCUACUCAUUGAAAUCCGAUUCAUGGAGAAAGGUUGAUUCAUCAUCAAAGGACUUGAAGAAAGGUAUUGACAAUCGGAUUUCAAAACAUUGGUGGCCAAGUACUCUGCUGAAUGAAAAUCUCUAUUUCUUAAACUACGCUGACAAAAGAGACCCUUUAGAUCCAUCUCAUCGAAUAUCAUAUUAUUCAAUAAUAAGGUUCGACACAAACACAGAGAAGUUCACAGAGAUAGCAACUCCCUCUUUUGGAGUUCCAGAUGUAAUAACUUGCUUCAAUCACCAAGGCUGCAUUCAUGUAUAUGGAGUCUAUGGCGUCAUAAGGUUGAAUUCUAUAGUAUUUGGUGUUGAGCUGUGGAGGAUGGAUGGAGAUGGAGGAGACUGGAAGAAGGUGGUGGUUUCUGAUCCGAUACCUAAUUCAAUGUGUAUAAAACCACUACACUUAAUGAGGGAUGGAAAUUGCCUCAUUCAUUCCAUUUCUGAAGGUUUGGUUUACAAAAUAGAUUUGGCCACAAAUACCAAAAACUUAUCAUGUUCGUUUUCUGCUCGUGGCUUGGAUACAUCUCCAACUGGGAAAUACAUCCAGACUUUGGUGUCACCUAAUCGGUACCUUUAG
Molecule: messenger RNA, 1149 nt
Organism: Lactuca saligna
Lineage: Eukaryota; Viridiplantae; Streptophyta; Magnoliopsida; Asterales; Asteraceae
Source: the annotation of a GenBank genome assembly